Triticum urartu is the source of this 5573-nucleotide messenger RNA. NCBI's taxonomy places the organism in Eukaryota, Viridiplantae, Streptophyta, Magnoliopsida, Poales, Poaceae. The record is from RefSeq and is a predicted model, not a curated record.
AUUUGUUUGCGCCUGGUGAUUCCAGGCUCAGAGUAGUUGGACAUCCAUCUACGGCCAGCUGACCACAGGUGCCGCUGAUCACAGGUGAGGUUGCUGAUUCUUCUGCUCCUUUGGGAAUUUUGCUGCGUGAGAAUGUUCUGCAAGUGAUUCUUCUUGCUUACAAUGAUAUGAAAUACAAAUCCACUGGUCCGAUUGUAGCUUGCUGAUUUUUCUACUUUUCUUGCACGCAAGGUGUUUGUGUUUUUGUCCAAACAGUACACUAUGAAAGGCAAUGCAACAUAUGUUCAUUCUGUUCAUGUCUCAUGGCUAUUUGUAAAUUUGUAUAUGCUUUAAUUAUUUUUCUUGGGUUUGGUAACCUAAAAAAUGGUCUAAUGCUUAUACUGUAGGUUGUGGUUGAAAACACUUGGCUUACAAAAUCAAGUAAAAUCGACAAGAUGGAAGGCCGGGUUCCAUUCAGAGAUAUUACAAAUGUUCACCCAACAACUUCACCAAAAAGGAACUACUCUGUCGUUGGAGAGCAGAAUGAUCCUUUAGUUGAAACCAGAAAUGCUACGCAAAUGAAUUCUUCCCAGCGUAAGCGUUACCGUGACCGGGAUAGAUACUUGCAAAUGACUCCAUAUCAGAGGGAAGCCUAUUUGCAAAGGAAUCGUGAGUACAAAAGAAUGAGGCGUGAGUGCAGCGCAAGUUGUAGUAAUACACAACCAGCACCCCAGCAGAAAAAUACAAGAGCUAAUAAGAACAUAUGCAUGACAGGAAAGGAAGUCGUGGCCAGUUCAAACUAUGAGAAGCAUGAUUCGGUAUUUACUCAACUGGGGUCUUCAUCAAAAGGAAAACAAGUGGCGGAUGUUGGUGGUUCUGGCACAAGUCGUCCAAAAGCUGGAACUCGAUUCACCAUCAGUCCAUCUGGCAUAUAUUUAUCAUCAAUAUCCUCGGAAGAUCAAGCUGCAAAAUAUGAAUUGAAAAAUGUACGUCAGCGUAAGCGACAUCGUUGCGUCAACAUGCACUCAGAACUGUCACAUGAUCAAGAAGAAACACACGUACAAGAGAUUUGUGGCCAUAAUAAAAGACAGAGGCCAGAAAAAGAAAGUUGUAGUACUGCACGGGAUCGUGGCAGAGAGACCAACAACUUGCAUGAAGACCUCAUUUAUGUGCCCCAGGAUUCUUUUCCUGCCAUUCAUGAAUAUCUGGCAAAUACUGAAGACUCUAUUGAGUACGAUGAUGUGAAUGAUGAGAGUCUAAUGUAUAAUAGACCAUGUCUUGACUUUGAAUCAUAUCAAGAGCCAAAGCAUGUCACAAAAUGCAUACAAGCAGAUCCAUAUGAUCAUAUAUAUCAUAAAUUGCCCCGUGGCUAUCAUUUUCUAGAGCGAGUGCCCAACUGUAGACAUUGCAAUGCGAAAAGGUUCCAAUAUGAGACGCCAACAUUUUGUUGCAUGAAUGGAAAAGUAAAGAUAGUAACCCCAGUGGUUCCUGAUGAAUUGCGUCAGUUGUACACGAGCCAGGAUCCAAAUGCAAAAUACUUCCAAGAUCAUAUACGGUACUUCAAUUCUCAUUUCUCUUUUACCUCUCUUGGUGUGAUCUUGGACCAAAGAUUCUGCAAUAGGAGGUCUGGAGUAUACACCUUUCGCGCACAGGGCCAAAUUUAUCACCGUAUUGACCAGUUGGUUCCAAAAGAAGAUGGCCCCAAGCAUUUACAGUUAUACUUCUAUGACACGGAUGCAGAUUUGCAACAAAGAUUUCUUCACUCGCCAAACCUUGACCAAACUCUGAUCCGGAAGUUGGUGAAUAUACUUUCAAAUCAAAGAGUAUAUAAUGCUCCGACAACAUCACAAGUAGCAGCAAUUUGGGUCGAGGGAAAUAAUCCUCGAAGUUAUUUUGACAGGAGUAUCAUGGUUUACGGUAAAUCGGACAAACCACAAUACAUAAAAGCAUACCAUGGUUGCUAUGAUCCAUUGUCAUAUCCACUUUUUUUCCCGAAUGGGGAAGUUGGAUGGAACCUGAAUUUACCAAAAGUUGCUCCCCAUGGUAAGAGGAAGAGAAAUGAUCAAGCAGAUGCUCUCAGCGAAGAAGGAGUGGAAAAGAGCUCUGGUUCUUGUGUAUCACCAAGGGAAUAUUAUUGUUAUAAGUUACAAAUCCGAGAUGGCGAGUUCAACGUCUUACUAUUUGGAAAGAGAUUAACUCAACAGUAUAUUGUUGAUAUGUACAUCAAGAUUGAAUCAAUAAGGUUGGCUUUCUAUUUACAACAGUCAACUCAGGUUCUCAUACGUGCAGAUUUAUAUCAAGGAUUGGUUGAUAGUGUUGUAGCCGGUGAGACACGUGCAUGCAUGACUGGAAAGCGUAUUGUGCUCCCCCCAAAAUUUAUUGGAGGACCAAGAGACAUGCGCCGAAGGUAUCUAGAUGCAAUGGCAUUGGUCCAACGGUUUGGAAAGCCAGACUUAUUCAUUACAAUGACUUGCAACCCGCAAUGGGAAGAGAUAACUAGAGAGCUGGAACCAGGUCAAUCGCCACAAGAUCGUCCAGAUUUGGUAGCACGGGUCUUCAAGGCAAAGUUGGAGGAUCUUAAAGAUCUUUUAUUCAAGAGGAAAUUAUUUGGUGAAGUUGUUGCACAUGUUCAUGUAAUAGAAUUUCAGAAGAGAGGCCUACCGCAUGCACACUUCUUAAUUAUUCUGAAGUCAACUUGCAAGAUUACUAAUCCAGAUCAAUAUGAUGAGAUAAUAUCAGCAGAGAUCCCAGAUAAAGACAAAUACCCUGUACUGCAUGCUUUAGUUAUUAAGCACAUGAUGCAUGGACCAUGCGGAGUUCUCAACAGUAAGAAUACUUGCAUGGAAAAUGGAAGUUGUAGAUACCAUUAUCCACGGACAUUCUCAGAGACAACACUACAAGGAAAGGACUCAUAUCCAAUUUAUAGACGGAGGGAUGAUGGUUGUCGAGUUCGCAUUAGGGGUGCGGUCUUGGAUAAUAGAUGGGUUGUUCCUUAUAGUCCAUCUCUACUUAUGCGAUAUAAUUGCCAUAUAAAUGUAGAAGUUUGCUCUAGCAUUAAGGCCGUUAAAUAUUUAUUUAAAUACAUCUACAAAGGUCAUGAUCGCGCAUCCUUUGUCAUUGAGUCCAGAGGAGAUAAUGUUUUUAUUGAUGAGAUUCGCGAAUAUAGGGAUGCAAGGUUUAUAUCACCUCCAGAGGCUAUAUGGAGGAUUUAUUCUUUCAAUCUAAGUGAGAUGUCACCUCCAGUUUUGCAGUUACAGGUCCAUUUGCCAAAUAUGCAUCUUGUGCAUUAUGAAGAUUCUGAUAAUUUGGAUAGCGUGUUACGCAGAGAAUCAUCUUCAAAAACAAUGCUUAGUGAAUAUUUUAGAAUGAAUUCUGUUGAUAUUUUUGCAAGGAAUUUCUUGUACAAGGAGUUUCCAGAAUAUUUUGUGUGGGAUAGCAGUUGCAAGAAUUGGAGACGUCGCAAGCAGAAACGAAUUCAGAUUGGUAGACUUGUGUCUGCGCACCCUGCUGAAGGAGAGCGUUAUUAUUUGAGGAUACUACUAAAUCACGUGAGGGGAGCCAAAUCAUUUGAGGAUCUACGAACUGUUGAUGGUGUUAUUUUCUCGACAUUUAGAGAGGCUGCACAGAGAAGGGGUCUCAUUGAGGAUGAUCGUAGUAUUUCUGAUUGUCUCAGCGAGGCUGCGGCAUUUCAAAUGCCAUCUGCACUUAGAAGACUUUUUGCAACAAUUUUAGUUUUCUGCGAGGUAACAAAUGUCCGUGAACUGUGGGACAAGCAUUUUGAAGCCAUGGGUGAUGAUUUUCGAAGAGAAAAUGUAAAUGCUGAAGUAAUUGAUCAGAUGGUGCUUAAAGAUCUUAGAAGUUUGUUAUAUUCAAUGGGAAAGGACAUAAAGAACUUUGACUUGCCCUGCUUAUUGGAUGAUAAUGAUUUGGAGAGCUUAGAUUGGAGAGAAUUAUAUGAUGAGAUGUUUAUUGAGGUUGAGCAGGAACACUUGGAUUUGUAUAACAAGCUAAACAAUGAGCAGCGACUUGCUUUUGAUGAGAUAAUGACUCAUGUCUUGCACCAGAAGAGUAUGGUUUUUUUCAUAGAUGGUCCGGGAGGUACAGGAAAAACGUACCUUUAUAAGGCUUUGCUCGCUAAAGUGCGAUCGAUGGGGCGAAUAGCUAUCGCAACAGCAACGUCAGGCAUUGCUGCGUCUAUCAUGCCUGGCGGUAGAACAGCACAUUCCAGGUUCAAAAUUCCCAUUAAUAUUCAGGAUGACAGCAUGUGCAACUUCAGUAAACAGAGUGGAACUGCAGAAUUACUCACGAGGUCGUCUUUAAUAAUUUGGGACGAAGUUGCUAUGACAAAGCGUCAAGCUGUGGAGGCACUUGAUAGAUCCCUGCGAGAUAUCACCGGUUGUGGAUCACCCUUUGGAGGAAAAGUAGUAGUGUUUGGAGGUGAUUUUAGACAGGUUCUUCCAGUGGUGAGGCAUGGCACUAGAGCACAAAUUACAGAUGCUACACUAAAGAAGUCUUAUCUUUGGCAAGACAUAAAACAUAUCAAACUUUGGCGCAAUAUGAGGGCUUUGUUUGAUCCAUGGUUCUCUGAUUUUCUCCUUAGAAUUGGUAACGGUAAAGAGGAAUCAAUUGGUCAAGAAUAUGUGCGCCUGCCUGAAGAAAUUGUUAUAGGUUACACGGAUUUGAAGGCCUCUGUUAGUAAGUUAAUUGAUGACAUCUUUCCUCUAAUGGACAAAAAUGGAAACUCACCGUCCUAUAUUAGUGCACGUGCAAUUCUUUCCACAAAGAAUGAAUAUGUGGAUGAGUUAAAUGAUAUGCUUAUUGACCGAUUUCCUGGAGAAGAAAAGGUCUAUUACAGUUUUGACUCAGUGGUUGAUGAUCCACAUAAUCACUAUCAACCUGAGUUCCUAAAUUCACUCACACCUAAUGGCCUUCCUCCACAUAUUCUCAGAUUGAAGAUCAACUGCCCUGUUAUUUUGAUUCGCAACCUUGAUCCUUCUAAUGGUUUAUGCAAUGGUACAAGGCUUAUCAUUAAGGCAUUUCAAGAGAACGCUAUUGAUGCAGAAAUUAUUGGCGGACAAUAUGCUGGGAAGCGAGUGUUCCUUCCACGAAUUCCUCUCUAUCCUUCAGAGGAUGAUGUUCUCCCCUUCAAGUUUAAAAGAAAGCAAUUUCCAAUUCGGCUUAGUUUUGCCAUGACAAUCAACAAAGCCCAGGGUCAAACCAUCCCAAAUGUUGGCAUCUAUCUUCCUGAGCCGGUGUUCUCUCAUGGCCAACUCUAUGUCGCUCUGUCUAGAGGGAUAUCAAGACAAACAACUAGAGUACUUGCAAAACCAAAUAAGGAUAUUGACCCAUCAGGGAAAAGCACAAAAAAUAUUGUCUACAGGGAUGUUUUGGUAUAAUUCAUGUACAUGAUGUGUAUUGCCGUGUGAUGUUUCUAAUAUGGUUGUAUUCCUGUAAAUAGUACUACCCAGGAAAUAUAAUGUUAUAUAGGGUUUCAGUCAUUAGCUUGUCCCUGUGAGAGUUAUUAUGUACCAAAAGAUAUAUUUGCAGUGGUAUUAUUCUAGCAUAUACAAUACUCAAGUCUUAUAGAUGUACCA